CUCCCUCAACAAGAUGGGUCUCCGCAGCCUUGGCCACCGGAACCUGUCUAUCUACUCAGCCUCCAUCAAGGACCUGAUCCUGCAGGACGUGAACCAGCUCAGCUCCCUGGAGGCGGACGUCCUUCAGGAACAUGCCUCAGCUCCGCACCAUAUACAUCAGUCACGCGCCUCGCCUGGUGGAGCUGCCGCCUGAUGUCUUCCACGUGUUCCUGCCGAGUCUCAAAGUCCUGCGCAUCGUCCACACUGGUCUCACUGUUCUCCCGGGCAUCUCCCAGCUCCUCCUGAACCAAGGCAUCCUCCAUCUGCUGGACCUGGAGAACAACAAGAUCAAGAGGAUAACAACAGCAGCCGUCAGCAUCCGCGCCAUCCAGCUCCUCCUCAACAACAAUAGCCUGCAGACAGUGGAAGCUUCAGCAUUCAAAGGGUCGGAGAUUGAUAAGCUAAGUAUGAAGGGGAACUUGGAGCUGACCAACCUGCACCCCCUCGCCUUCCAGGGCAUCAAGUCACUCACCACGCUGGACCUCUCCAGCACCGCCAUCACGCGGCUACCUACUGAGGGCCUGGGUGGACUGGAGACCCUCAUCCUGACGGGGACCCACGAUUUGAAGAUUUUUCCGUCAGUUUAUUCAUUCCAGCACAUUACAACGGCCCACCUCACCUAUCCGUACCAUUGCUGCGCCUUCAAGUACCCUCGCCUCCAUGACCCGGCUGAGCAUAGGAAGCAUGAGGAGUUCUUGAGGAAAAUGGAGAAGGAAUUUUGCGUGGACGUCACCUCCCCAACGCCUAAGAACUCCCACGUGGGCGCUGGAUGGCGGAGGCGGCGGCGGGGGGCGUCUUCUGGCUCACCUGCAUCACCUGUACCCUCACCUGACGCGGAAGACCAACAAGAAAAACAGGUGAUUAGUGCGCUGAGUGACCCUUCACCUGCUCUCUCACCUGCCCAGUAUUUUUCUAACACGGAGGUAAUUGCUCAGAGGAUUCCUGCCGUUGUCACGUCCUCGUUCGGCCCUUCCUCCUCCUCCCCCAGGCCCUCGUCACCUCGCCCCGCCCUGGAGAGCCGCCACCGCACGCCACCAGUAAAUCAGUCUCCAUCAAGCGGCGGUGAAGUGGGAAGGAUGCAGGGAAGGAAAACACAGGUGAUUAUGGGAGAGACGAAGGAAAAGGACGAGGAGGUGGUUAGGGAAGGAGUGAAGAGGAAAGGGGAAAAACAGGUGAUAAUUAUGGAAGACACUAACAAGGAGGAGGAGGAAGAGGAAGAAGAAAGGUUGGUUAAGGAAGGCGUGAAGAUGGAAGCGCCAAGAGUGAGUGCUCAUUCUCAGGUAAACAAAAACCAUUUUCACCUGGGGAGUGGCAAAUUAGCGCACCAGGUAAGGGGCGGGGCGGCCUUGUCUGCCCGUCUCCCUCGUUCCUUCCGGCACCAUAACACCUCCCUCCCUCUGCCCCCUAUGGCUCCCCCGGGCGGCGCUGACGGGUGGGGGGUAUCGGUACCUCAGGCAGAGUCCGCGGCGAGGCUAAACGAACCUAGUGGAGUCCUGCAGAGUCCUUCGUUGCACCCUGAGAACCCUGAGGACGACCCUGAUGAGGACCCCUUAGCUUAUAACCCUUACCACCCCGGGGGCUUCAGCGCGGGGGUCCCAGGGGGGUUUGAGGACCACGGGGGGCAUGGCUUGGUCCCCUCAGGAGGCUUCGGCGAGGUGGUGGCGCCCCAGGAGAAGCCACAGGAAGUCCCGGACACCAACCAGUUUUUCCACCGCAAUGAAGUGACAGUCAGCCCCGUGACAACAGUGUGUGGCGGUAAUCUCUCGAAAAAUUACCGUGACGUGCAGUGUUUUCCUAAGCCGGACGCCUUCAACCCUUGCGAAGACAUCAUGGGCAACCUCGGUCUUCGUUUGGCGGUGUGGGUGGUGGUGGUGACGGCUGUGUUCGGUAAUCUUUCCGUCAUGAUCGUCCUGAUGUCCACGCGGUUCAAGAUGACGGUGUCCAAGUUUCUCAUGUGCAAUCUGGCGGUGGCUGACCUGUGCAUGGGGCUGUACUUGCUUCUCAUUGCCGCCAUGGACCUGCAUACAAUUGGGUCCUAUUUCAAUUCCGCGAUAUACUGGCAGAAUGGCCCCGGGUGCAAGGUGGCUGGCUUCCUGACGGUGUUCGCCUCGGAGCUUUCCAUCCUGACGCUGACGGUGAUCACUCUGGAGCGCUGGUAUGCCAUCACCUACGCCAUCCACCUCAACAAGCGCCUCAGGCUGUCCGUGGCGGCGAGGGUCAUGGUGCUGGCCUGGCUGUACGCCCUCACCAUGGCCGCCCUGCCCCUCAUCGGCGUCUCCGGCUACUCCAAGACAAGCAUCUGCCUGCCCAUGGAGACAAGCGACACGGCUGACCAGGAGUACCUGCUGGUGCUGCUGGUCACCAACGGCCUGGCCUUCGUGCUGAUCUGCGUGUGCUACGCCAAGAUGUACUGCUCCAUCGCUGGCAACAACCUGGCCGCCAACACCUCGGACACCACGGUGGCCAAGCGCAUGGCGCUGCUUGUUUUCACGGACUUCGCGUGCUGGGCGCCCAUCGCCUUCUUCGGGCUGACGGCAGUGUGCGGGUACCCGCUCAUCAGCGUCACGCACGCCAAGUUCCUACUGGUGUUCUUCUACCCCCUCAACUCGUGCGCCAACCCCUACCUAUACGCCAUCCUCACCAAGCAGUACCGCCGCGACCUGUUCCUCAUGCUGGCGCGCCAUGGCUUCUUCACGCGCCGCGCCAUGAAGUACAAGGGCGGCUGUUCCACCAACACGUGGCCCAACCAGCACCACGUGUGCGUCAGCGGUGGCCCCGGUGGGGGCGGCAGCGGCGGCCCCAGCAGGCGCAUCUCCACGCUGACGCAGAUCACCACGUGCGGGGAGUGGCGCGGCAGGGCGCGGGACGGCUCCGUGGAGAGCCUUCCGCGCCAGGCCUCGCCACCCCGCAUCAAGAGCAUCUCCGCAGAGCUGGCGGUGCCCCUCGCUGUGCCCCAGGGAGGGAGUGACCGCCGCCCGUCAGACGUGUGCCGCAAGCUGCAGCCCGUGGCCGAGGUGCACGAUGGGCGCGCCUCGCCGCAGCCCGCCGCCACCUCCGGCUCGCCGCACCCUAUCAAGAACUGUUACGCCCGCAUGAGCUUCACGCCGGAGCAGGAAGCCCUGCUUCAGCGCUACGCCUCAGACCGCCAGUCUGGCGCCGUGGCCUCCAACGCCCGCCGCCGCCCCUCCUCCACGGACUCCCGCGACGACCCGCUGCCCCUCUCCCUCUACACGCCCACCACGCCAGACACCAUCACCACGCCCAUCUCGCCCAGCCUGGACCACGCCGUGUAGAUUCGCACACGCCUGCACGCCGCCGGCAGGUUAAUCUUGGCGCGGGGAGUGAGGGAAGUGAGGAAGAAGGAGCGGGCAGAGGACGCCAUGUCGCCGCCACGCUGACCCUGACAAUGACUUGACAGGGCGGACAAACCAGCAGGACAGGAUGGAAUACAGACCCGUGUAAAUAAUGAACCUGAUCGUAAAAACAUAGUUAACAAAUAUUAACCAACCAUACAUAUAGUCAGUGUGUGCGUGUGUAGCUCAUGUAAUGUAGUGUUUUAUUGACACACAAAUGUAAACACAAGAACACAUGAUAACUAGAUAACUCCUGUGUGUGUGUGUGUGUGUGUGUGUGUGUGUGUGUGUGUGUGUGUGUGUGUGUGUGUGUGUCACGUCCCUAACGCGCGCGCGCACACACACACACACAAACACCUACAUGUAUAUAUUCGUACUAUACGUAUAGAAACAGCCAAUCUUACCUCACCAGGACUCAGUAAACACACAAACACACAAACACAUGAAUCAAACAUUUCCUCGCGUGCCAAAAAAUGAAUAAAAUAAAUAAAUAAAAGCAACAUGAAAAAGAGACACAUUCGCCAUAAAGUCACACCUGUUUGAACACGAGCUAUAUUAUGGAUUUUAUGGAUUUUAUAUAGAAUACCUGUAAUUAAGCUUUUGUUGACUGUGCAGGUAAUAUUUUUGUACGUGCUGUGUGUGUGUGUGUGUGUGUGUGUGUGUGUGUGUGUGUGUAUGUGCGUGUGUGUGUGUGUGUGUGUGCAGUAGUGACUACCCUCAUCGUCAUUUUUGUUAUUAUUAUUAUUAUUAUUAUUAUUAUUAUUAUUAUUAUUAUUAUUAUUAUUGAAUUUUUAACGUAUUUAUUGAUGUAUGUAUGUUAUCCGUCCUCAUAUUACUCUCUCUAUCUCUCUCUCUCUCUCUCUCUCUCUCUCUCUCUCUCUCUUUCGGGUAGGACGUAGCAGUGGUCCAUGUCCGUGUGUGUUCGUGUGUUCGUGCGUUGCUGUGCCGCCGCCAGACGCUUAGUGCAUGUGUAGCCAACGCGGAGAGGAACCUUGCUAGGGUCACACCCCCCACUGGUAACACUGCUGGGGUUUCUCUUUUCUUUGUUUACUUUUGUUUAUCAGAGACCCGUUUUCUUCACGAGCUGCUUUACUUCAUGACAUUAACUCAAGUAUUCACUGAAAUAAUUGUGUUUUUAGAAUCAAUCCUAACCUAACCCUUGGAUGAACGCGGUAAUAUAUAAAAAAAAAAAAGGAAAUAACGACUGUCGAAUUAUUACAAUAAAAAAAAAAUUGUAACUUCAAAAAAGUGAUUCAAAAAGACAAACUUAUAAAUCCAUGACCAAUUAUUUCGUGUUUGUGAUGGCAUGAUUCGUGCGUUUUGUCAAAUUUGUAUCAGUAUUCAUCGGUAUUCUCAAACUUUCCUUCCCUCGAUUACUUUCAGCAGUCUGUAUGUGUUGAAACUUGCUAAGGUUUUCAAGAGCACUUCCAUGGCACCAGCGACAGUGUAACAAGAACUCUACAUCAAUGAAAAAAAAAAAAAAAGGAACCUUGACGACCAGAAUGAUCAUCUCUGUGGCCUUUGAAACAGUCCUUAAGCGGGAGAGAACAAAGAGUUUUCAGAAUACGGCUCUUUAUAUUUUGUGUAGCGGAAGACAACACGGCAAAGGAUCCUCACUGUGUUGUUUAAAACCACGCCUCACCUGCUGCAUUGCUUACCUGUGUGGAAGGGAAGGGUAAUUACUAGUACAGGCGCGGACAUUUGAUAUAUUAUUUACCCAUCGUCUCACUUCACUGACAUUAGAAAUUUUCCUCAUUUUUACCCAUUUCUACUCAUCUCUACCCAACCUCCCAUUUCUACCAAUAUUUCUAAACUUACUCAUUUACGCUAAGGACCUGAAUCAAAUUUCUACUCACUCUUGGUUUAUUAAUUUCAAAACACAUUUCCAGACUUAUUCUUACGCAGCUUGAAUAUCACCCAUUGCUGCUUUAUCCUCUCUCGACUCACCACGUCCCCUGAUUCACGGGUAACAGUGGACAGGACACAGAAACACAGGUACAGCCUCACCCAGCGGUACCAGAGGCAGGUGUGACCGCGCCUCGCCACCCCACCUUGUGUAGCGAACUCAUGACCGUACUCUGAAUCGCUGCUUUCACCUCCACUACAUUCAAAAGCCUCUAGUUGACUUUACACUGGUUUUCAAUGGUGUUUUUAUGGUUCCAGCGACAGAAUGAUAAGAUUUCUACAUUAUUAACUGGAGAAACACUCGUGAGAACCCGGUUAAUCAUCUCUGUGGGCUUUGAAGGUAGUUUUUGGUGAAAGAGCGCAGGGUUUCAGAGCACGUGCCGGAAGCUGACGUGUAUAAAGGACAUGAUGAGAAGUCUUGAUGAAUAAUAAAGAUAAGUGUGUU
Molecule: messenger RNA, 5742 nt
Organism: Scylla paramamosain (green mud crab)
Lineage: Eukaryota; Metazoa; Arthropoda; Malacostraca; Decapoda; Portunidae
Product: follicle-stimulating hormone receptor-like
Biological process (GO): adenylate cyclase-activating G protein-coupled receptor signaling pathway; hormone-mediated signaling pathway; activation of adenylate cyclase activity
Cellular component (GO): plasma membrane
Molecular function (GO): G protein-coupled peptide receptor activity; protein-hormone receptor activity; protein binding
Source: RefSeq, a predicted model, not a curated record